Messenger RNA from Carassius gibelio (silver crucian carp), 1233 nucleotides. RefSeq names its product globoside alpha-1,3-N-acetylgalactosaminyltransferase 1-like. Gene Ontology annotation, cellular component: Golgi apparatus; vesicle; membrane. Gene Ontology annotation, biological process: carbohydrate metabolic process. The transcript has 5 exons. The record is from RefSeq and is a predicted model, not a curated record. Gene Ontology annotation, molecular function: hexosyltransferase activity. The coding region runs from base 94 to 1044 and encodes 316 amino acids. Lineage: Eukaryota; Metazoa; Chordata; Actinopteri; Cypriniformes; Cyprinidae.
AAUCAAUGUAGCAGGCUGUCUAACUGACGGUCAGUCCUCCAAAUGAUUAGAGACUCAAGAACCUAAAGCACACAAGAACCUAAAGCAGGAAUAAUGAAAGUAAAUUUGUAUUUAUUUUUUCGUGCAUUGACUGGCUUGUCACUAAUUGGACUCGUUUAUCUGGGCAUAACUUUCCACUGGAUCAAGCUUUUAUACAAACCACCCAAUGUGCUUGACUCAGAAGGCAACUUUCUUCCCAUGGCACCAUGGUCAGCCCCAAUUGUACGGGAAGGAUCUUUUGAUCCCAAACUGAUUGAUGAGAUUUAUAAGAAAAAAAACAUCACAAUAGCAACUACAGUCUUUGCUCUUGGAAAGUACACACAGUUUCUUAAAGAUUUCCUGGAGUCCGCAGAGCAAAAUUACUUUGUUGGAUUUCGUGUGCAUUAUUACGUGUUCACUGAUCUUCCGGAACAGGUUCCUACAGUGAAACUGGGUGGAGACCACCAUCUGACAGUGUUGAAAGUGGCUACUUCUAACAGAUGGCAGGAGAUCAGUUUGCGCAGGAUGGAAAGGAUGGAGAAACUGAUUGAGAAUCGAUUAUUGAAUGAAGCCGACUAUGUUUUCAGCCUUGAUGUGGAUUCAAAGUUCUACGGGCGAUGGGGGGUAGAGUCUUUGGGUAGUCUUGUAGGUGCCAUACAUCCAUGGUAUUAUAAAACACAUAAUGAAUGGUUCCCAUAUGAGCGCAGGCCAGAGUCUCAAGCGUACAUUCCUUAUUCUGAGGGUGAUUAUUAUUAUGGAGGAGCUGUGAUUGGUGGCUUAGUGAAAGAUGUAUAUCAGCUUGCUAAAACCUGCCGGGAGCAGCUGGACAUUGAUGCAGCUAACUCCAUUGAGGCGGCAUGGCAGGAGGAGUCUCAUUUGAACAAGUACUUCCUGUAUAACAAACCCAGUAAACUGCUUUCACCUGAGUAUCUAUGGGAUGACAGAAAAUCUAAAACACCAGAGAUAAAAAUCAUCCGUUUCUCUCAAGUUUAUAAAAACUACCACGAAAUUCGUCCAAACCCAUAGCAGCUGUUAAAGGGAUGGUUCAUCAGAAAAUCUAAAAUACCCCAUGAUUUACUCACCUUCUAACCAUCCUACAGUUCUUUCAGAUGAAUACAAUUGGAGAUAUGUCCUGGCUCUUCCGAGAUUUGUAAUGGCAGUGAAUGCUUGUUGAGAUUUUGAAGUCCAAUAAAGUGCAUCCUUCCAUCAUAGAAA